Molecule: messenger RNA, 906 nt
Organism: Benincasa hispida (wax gourd)
Lineage: Eukaryota; Viridiplantae; Streptophyta; Magnoliopsida; Cucurbitales; Cucurbitaceae
Biological process (GO): root development; shoot system development
Source: RefSeq, a predicted model, not a curated record
AUGGGAGGCUCCUCCAAUUACCAUGCUCGUUCCAACAGCCUUCCGACGAGGCCUCACCCCCUUGUCACAGAGUGCGACGAGCACCUAUGCCGGUUGAAGGCGCUGGACUCGGCUCCAUGGACGGCGUCGGGGAUGGCGAAGAAGCUGGCCGGGCUGCAGGACUUGCAGGAGUGUGUCAACAAGCUGCUGUUGCUACGGCGGACGAGGGACGCCUUUGCAGCACAGCGCCGGGAGAAAUGGGUGGAUGAGGUGUUUGAUGGAUCGUUGAGAUUGUUGGACUUGUGUAGCGCUUCUAAGGAUGGUGUUAUUCAUACCAAGGAGUGUGUGAGGGAGUUGCAAUCUUUGGUUAGGAGAAGAUCCUCUUCUUGGUGUUGUGGAAAUGGUGUUGCUAAUCAGGUGGACAAAUAUUUAGCUUCAAGAAAAGUAGUGAAAAGAGCGAUCCAAAAGGCUUUAGCAAGCGUGAAGACUUAUGGGGCAAAACCAAGUUCAAUCUCUAUUAAAGACACCGAAACUAUGGCCUUAAUAACUCUAUUAUUCGACGUAGAAGUUGCAAGUGUGAAUGUUUUUGAAGCCCUUUUGUGCUAUGUGUUGGGGAAGAAAGGAAAGGCCAAGGGUAGCGGUUGGGCGCUAGUUUCGAAACUGAUGCGCUCAAAACGAGCGCUUUUAACCGAGGAGGGUCUAGACGGAGAGGCAAAUGAGUUUGCAACCGUGGAUGCAGCGGUCGAUGCGGUGGCAAGCAGAUUAGCUUCUGAUAGCGCAGUUGUAGGCAGUGGCGGCGUAGAGAGCAUGGGGGAUCAGUUAGGGAAGUUGGAGACGUGUGUUCAAGAUUUAGAAGGAGGAUUAGAGGGUUUGUUUAGGAGAUUGAUAAGAAAUAGGGUUUCACUUUUGAAUAUUAUCAAUAACUAA